Messenger RNA from Morchella importuna, 3762 nucleotides. RefSeq lists its product as uncharacterized. Gene Ontology annotation, molecular function: protein kinase activity; protein binding; ATP binding. The record is from RefSeq and is a predicted model, not a curated record. The transcript has 3 exons. Bases 1 to 3762 code for a protein of 1253 amino acids. Gene Ontology annotation, biological process: protein phosphorylation. Lineage: Eukaryota; Fungi; Ascomycota; Pezizomycetes; Pezizales; Morchellaceae. Gene Ontology annotation, cellular component: cytoplasm.
AUGUCCGGUUUUUUGAAAGAAUUCGGGGCAUACAAAUUCGAUACUGCGUUUUUUCAAGGUUAUUGCGAACAUACUACCGGCUCAACUGGACAGAAAUGGAACAAGGGCAGAGUUCUGGGAAGGGGUAGUGGUGGUAUAGUGUGGUUAGAGAAGGGGGAUAAAGGUGAGGUUAGGGCCGUGAAACAAAUAUACAGGAGUAGCAUAUCGGGAUGCUCGCAAGAAUUACUCGCUUUGAUAGAAUUGAAAACGUACCCUCAACACUUUGUGGAAUUCUUCGGGUGGUUUGAGAAAGAAGAAAAUAUCUACCUUGCUAUGGAAUAUGUCGAAUGCGGAAAUCUCUCAAGUUUUAUUACAGAAAAGGGAGAAAUGCCCGAAAACGUCGCGAAGUCAGUCACAUCACAGCUCCUAGAAGGAUUGAAGAUCAUGCAUGCAAAGAGCUUUUGUCACCGGGAUCUCAAGCCGGAGAAUGUUCUUAUUGUUACAAAGGAACCUUUGGUCGUCAAAAUCGGGGAUUUCGGCAUUUCUAAAAAAGAGCGGAAUGGCACCCAAUUACGCACUGCCGUGGGGACCCAGAAAUACUCUGCACCAGAGAUUCUAGACGACUUUUUCGACACAGGAACAUCAGUAUAUGACAAUUCCGUUGAUAUAUGGUCACUUGGGUGUCUAGUGCAUACCAUGCUUACCGGAGAUACACCAUUUAAUGCGUCCGAGCUUAACGACUAUGCUCGGGGUAAGAUUAUGUUCCCGACUGCAAAACUUGUCGCGAAGAAAGCGUCCGCCGCAGCAAUCAAUUUCAUUACCAGAUUGUUAGCCCCACACCCAAAGGACCGUUUUACCACUCAGAAAGCACUCCAAGAACCUUGGUUAGGCCCCAAAGAUGCUAUCUUCUGGAUGAAAAUUCUGUGCGACCUGGAGCGGAAGUCAUUCUUCAUACCAAUGAGUUUGAACAAGAACAAGCCUAUGGCAAAACAAUUAGAGGGAAAGCUAUUAGUUAACGCGAUACUGUCGGGGACAGAAGAUUCCAUCAGAUUAGCCUUGAGGAAGGGAAAGCUAACGAGAUCUGAGGCCGAAUCCGCGAGAGCCCUCCGCCUGGCGGUCGAGAAGGGAGACUUAAGCUUAGUGAGUCUACUUUUAGAGAAUGGGGUAGAAGUCAUGGUAAAAGAGAAAGAUGGCUACACAGCACUGCAUGUGGCGGCUAUUAUGGGAGGGGUAGAUAUGUCAAAGUUGCUUCUGGGCAAAGGAGCAGAAGUCUCUGCUACGGUCCGCAAGGAUGGAAAAACACCACUACACAUGGCAGCGCAUGGUGGCCAUGUCGACGUAGCUGAUUUGCUACUUAAGAGCGGAGCGGACUGUGAAGCAAGGGCAAAAGACAAAGCAACAGCUUUGUACCUGGCCGCCCAGGAGGGUCAUACCGCUAUGGCAAAGUUUUUACUGGGCAAGGGGGCAGAUAUUGUGUCUAAAUAUCCGAGGAUACCAUUAUAUUGUGCAGCCCACAACGGACAUACCAAAAUGGUGAAGCUUCUUCUCGAGAAAGGAGCAGAUAUUGCAGCAAAAUCUGAGGAAGGUUGGACUAUAUUGCACGACGUGGCCCACCAGGGUAAUACCGCCAUGGUAAAACUGCUUCUACAGAAAGGCGCAGAUAUUACCCUAAAGACAAAAGACGGAAGUACUGCACUCCACAUAGCCUCACUGGAAGGUCACACCGAGAUGGUAAAGCUUUUGCUUAAGAAUGGGGCGAAAGUUUCAGCCAAAACAACUCUAGGACUGACGGCAUUGCACCUUGCAGCUCGCCAGGGCCUCAAAGAAAUAGCAAAGCUACUCCUUGAUAAUGGUAUAGAUGUCGCGAUCAAAACAAAUCAAGAAUGGACGGCAUUGCAUAAUGCAGCUCACCAGGGACAUACUGCCGUCGCAAAUCUACUCAUUAAUCGCGGAGCGGACGUUACCGCAAAGACGGAAAACGCUUACACGGCGAUGUGCCUCGCUGUUAGCCAGAACCAUGUCGAGACGGUGAAAUUCCUACUGAAGAACAAAAAGUCAGAUGUAGAGGCUAGGUCAGACAAAGAAUUGACACCAUUGCACAGCGCGGCCCAUAAAGGCUAUGCCAUUAUGGUGAAGCUACUUCUUGCAAACGGGGCAAACCUUGAGGCAAGGACGAGAGAGAAGACCACAGCCCUGUACCUGGUGGCCAAAAGGGGGGACAUCGCGAUGGCAAAAUUACUUCUGGAAAAAAAGGCAAACAUCGAAGCCAAAUCCGAUCUAGGAUGGACACCACUAUACGCCGCUGCACGUCAAGGACACGAUGAUAUGGUAAAGCUACUGUUAAAAAAAGGAGCGAAUAUUGCAGCAAAAUCCAAGGAAGGAUGGACGGCAUUGCACGAUGCAGCUCGCCGAGGACACAAUGAAAUGGUCACACUACUGUUGAAGAACGGAGCGAAUAUCAAUAUGAAAUCUAGAGGGUGCUGGACAGCAUUACAUGCCGCAGCUCAUAAGGGCCACAAUUCCACGUUAAAACUAUUAUUGAAAAACGGGGCGGACAUUGUAGCAAAAUUGGCCGGAGGACGGACAGCCUUACACGAAGCAGCCGACCGGGGGCUUACUGAUAUGGCCAAGUUACUGUUGAAAAAUGGGGCAAGGGUUUCAGAGAAAACAGAUAAAGGAUGGACAGCUCUACAUAGUGCCGCGCAUCAGGGACAUAUCGGCGUAGCAGGGCUACUUCUCACUAGCGGUGCGGAAAUUUCAGUAAAGACAAAUAACGGAGCAACAGUGCUUUACCUAGCUGCUCAAGAAGGCCACAAAGUUAUGGUGAAAUUUCUGCUAGACCACAGAGCAGAAGGUGGGGUAGCAUUGCAUAUGGCUGUUGAAAAGGGUGAAAGUUCUAUUGUGAGAUUGCUGCUAGAGGGUGGAGUAAAAGCAACGACGAAGGAUAAAGACGGAAAGACAGCUCUGCAUGUAGCUGUUAUAAAUGGCUAUUACGGUAUUGCGGAAUUGUUAAUUGCGCAUGGAGCUAAGAUUGAUGAAAAGAGGAAUGAUGGAUACUCCCCACUGCAUGUGGCGGCCUGCGAGGGGGAUGAAAGAGCAGUAGAUCUGUUGUUGAGGAAAGGAGCAAAAACUGCAGUAAAGACUUCAGAUAAAUGGACACCACUCCACGAGGCAGCUCAUAAGGGACACGAAGGUGUCGUGAGGUUACUGCUUGAUGGGGGGGCGGGUAUUGCUGCGAAGACCUCUGACGGAUGGACGGCGCUUCAUGAGGCGGCUUCCCGGGGGAAAAAUGGCGUAGUGAAAUUGCUACUGAACAGCGGAGCAGAUACCGAGGCGAGGACUUUAACUGGAUGGUCACCGCUUCAUGAGGCGGCACGCGAAGGACACAAAGAGGUAGCAGAAUUACUCCUGAGGAAUGGGGCAAAUCUCUCAGCAAAGACAUUAAACGGAUGGACACCACUUCUUAUAGCGGUCGAUAAGGGUCGGGGGGAUACGGUUGAGUUACUAUUAAACUAUAGAGCAGAUCUUACGGCAAAGACUAGUGCGCAGAUUGGAGAAUAUACCUCCUUACAUCUUGCAGUCCAAAGAAAACGAAAGGAUAUCAUUUUGUUACUUAUCUCCCAUGGGGCUCAAUGGAAAACAAAAGAUAAAAAAGGGCGGACGGUGCUUGAUAUAGCCAUCGAGGAUGGUAGCAAGGAUAUAGUGGAGUUAUUGAGGCAAAAUCUGGGUAUAAAUAGAGUUCGAAUCUGGAUGAUUAGUGGCCAAGAGUCAGGUUGGAUUUAG